AUGGGCAGCACCCUAGCGGCGCGAUACAGGUGGAUAAUUAGCGGGCAAGAUGGGGACGGACGCUGGACAAACGACAAUAGACGCAACUGGACAACGCACGAUGGCAGCGAACACGAAACAGCCAGGAACUGGACAGAGGGGCAGUCAGGGACAGAUAGACAAGUUCGUCAGAGAGAUACGUUUGGUCUGGGUUCUGACACACACGCCCUCACCCUCACCCUCACCCUCACCCUCACCCUCACCCUCACCCUCACCCUCACCCUCACCCUCACCCUCACCCUCACCCUCGUGAGAUCAAACCAGGCCUUCACUGGCCGGCCAGCAUCAGACCGGAGGGACCUCGACGCCUGUAGCCGCUGGCUCAACAAGCUGCCGCCGUAGAUGCCCAGCGGGUAAAGAGCUCACUAAACAGGUGCCUGACUACCACCCGGCGCAUGGGAGGUGUUCGGCUGGCCAUCCCGCUCCGUCCAAACGAUCCAGAGGUGUGCAUGUGCCGCUGUAAGGCACCUUGGGUACCUUGCACAUGCAUGUUAGGCUCUGGCCUCUAAGUUGCUUGGAGGCUACUCUGCCAAUCCAUGCUGCCGUGGGAUGCUGUGCAGUGGUGUCGUGGUGCAGUGGCUCCUCCGUCUAGACC
Molecule: messenger RNA, 634 nt
Organism: Ilyonectria robusta
Lineage: Eukaryota; Fungi; Ascomycota; Sordariomycetes; Hypocreales; Nectriaceae
Exons: 1
Coding region: 1-381 (126 amino acids)
Source: RefSeq, a predicted model, not a curated record